UCUUGUCAAUCUUCUAGCAUCGAGCAAAGGAAUAAGUGACAGUUGUACGGCCAGUUUGAACGGUCAUUUUGAUUUCAAGUGUUGGCUACUCUGCUUUGACAAAUGAUCGUUCACCAAAACGAGCGGACAGCUGGUCAAAAACGAGUGGGUAUAGCGUGGCAUGCCAAUUCUGAAGUGCAUCGCUAACAGCCCCGAUGCAAUCCACACGUUUGUGUGCUAGUUGUCUUAACGUCACUUGAUGUUUAUCAGCAUAACACGACAGGCUACUUGCUGUAUAGCAUUUAAUGAGCAAACAUGCAUUGUUUAAAGAUAGGACAAGUCCUUGCAGAAUAAGGUUGAGUUAGCUGGUUGAUAGCCAGCCUUAUAGCGAAACAGGACCUUCUCCCAUAGUUCGUUUGGUUAAUUGUUGCCUGUCACAGUCGUGUUCACAAGUGAAGUAGUUAACUGUCAGUUAUUUCACAUGUCGGCUACCUAGAGGAGCCCCCCGCCCCCAUCAUUCCGUGUGCCCUAACGCAUGGACCUGUCAAGCGCAUGCAUUUCGGUGGGAUCGCGCGGUUCUGACGGUAGCAGCGUGGUGCACCAUAUAGCACUGCGUGUCCCGUUCACGGAUUUAACGGGCGGCGAGAAAAAGACCGGAUCUAACGUUACUGUUAACGGAGAAGGUUCCUCUUCGGUGUCUGAUGAAGACGAGUCGGCUCCGUGUCAGCAUGAGUUUCAGGUGUUCUCCUGCUCGCUCUGCCCCCUGUCCUACACGGCUCAGAUCUUCCUCCACAAGCACAUCAAGAGGAGCCACACGGACGAGUACGUGCGCCUGCUGAGGUCUGGAGAGAUCCGAUCAGAGACUCUGGCGCCCUCUAGAGUAAAUGGCAGCAUCAACCAGCACACUCAGACCCAGAGCCAGAACCAGAACCUGACCCAAACUUCAGCAGCCGUGUCGUCCAGGAUCACCCAGUCCUCUAACGCCCCAUUGGACAGGCGGGAGGAAGUCGUGGAGAAUCACCGUCAACAGCAACAACAACAACAACAACAACCACAACAACCACAACAGCAGCAACAGCCUCCGCCUCCACUGCAGCUCUCUGGGGGUGGGGAGUGGGUCUUCCUCUGCCCUCUGUGUGGCAAAGCCUUCCCUGAGGAGGCUCCCCUGAGACAGCACCAGACCACUCACUACGCCGGAACACUACGGAACACUCUAGAACACUCACGCCAGAACACUCUAGAAGUCUCACGCCAGAACACUCUAGAACACUCACGCCAGAACACUCUAGAAGUCUCACGCCAGAACACUCUAGAACACUCACGCCAGAACACUCUAGAAGUCUCACGCCAGAACACUCUAGAACACUCACGCCAGGCGGCUCUGAAGGAGCACCGGCGGACUCGCGCCGGCGACUGGCCCUACCACUGCUCCCAGUGCGGCAAGAGCUUUGCGCCGGAGGCCAGUUUCAGACGGCACCGACGCACUCACACGGGAGAGAGGCCGUACCACUGCACUCAGUGCGGCAAGAGCUUCACCAGAGAGGAUCAUCUCAAACAGCACCGGCGCACUCACACAGGCGAGAGGCCGUACCGCUGUCCGCAGUGCGGCAAGAGCUUCACCGAAGGGGGCGCCCUUCGACAGCACCAGCGCAUCCACACGGGAGAGAGACCGUACCACUGCACUCAGUGCGGCAAGAGCUUCACCACGGAUGGGACUCUCAAGCGGCACCAGCGCAUUCACACAGGAGAGCGGCCGUACCGCUGCUCUGAAUGUGGCAAGAGCUUCACCCUACAGGGAGACCUCAAACGACACCAGCGCACUCACACAGGAGAGAGGCCAUACCACUGCACCCAGUGUGGCAAGAGCUUCAGUCAGUCUGGUGAUCUGAAGAAACAUCUGCGGACUCACAAGAAAGAGACAGCUUCAUAG
Sardina pilchardus (European sardine) is the source of this 1909-nucleotide messenger RNA. Its product is annotated as zinc finger protein 501-like. Gene Ontology annotation, cellular component: nucleoplasm. The coding region runs from base 515 to 1909 and encodes 464 amino acids. Gene Ontology annotation, biological process: regulation of transcription by RNA polymerase II. The record is from RefSeq and is a predicted model, not a curated record. The transcript is spliced from 3 exons. Lineage: Eukaryota; Metazoa; Chordata; Actinopteri; Clupeiformes; Clupeidae. Gene Ontology annotation, molecular function: DNA-binding transcription repressor activity, RNA polymerase II-specific; RNA polymerase II cis-regulatory region sequence-specific DNA binding.